GAGGAGCCCUCACAUACAGGGACAAAAUUUUCGCUCACCGUUUGCAGAUGUGUCUACUAUAAAUACAUGAAAACUGAACCACUAUCGUAAAUUGCAACACCAUUCAAAGGAUCAAAAUGGGAAGCUUGCAAGAACCCAGUGCUUUGACAGCCAGACUGCAGAACACUCUCAUGUCUUACCAUAGCCUGGAUGAGAAUGAGUGGAGGGUAGCCAAGAAAUCGAAAGAUGUCACGGUAUGGAGAAAGUCAUCAGAGGAGUUUCAUGGCUAUCUGUAUAAAGCCCAGGGUAUGGUCGACGAUAACCCCAAUAGAAUAGUGGAUUACAUACGCCCUGGGCCUUAUCGAUUAGACUGGGAUAGUUUGAUGACAGCAAUGGACAUAAUAGAGACCCUUGAUCAGGGCUGUUGUGUGAUGAGGUACACUACUGCAGGCCAGCUGUGGAACAUCAUAGCUCCCAGAGAGUUUAUUGAUUUCUCCUACACCACAGACUACCAGGAUGGACUAUUGUCCUGCGGUAUCAGUGUGGAGCAUGAGGAGCAGCACCAGAGUUAUGUUCGGGGCUUCAACCACCCAUGUGGCUGGUUCUGUGUGCCCACCCCAGACAGCACCACCACCGCAGCCCAGAGCCUCCUGACAGGGUACAUUCAGACAGACCUCCGGGGUAUGAUCCCCCAGUCUGCCGUGGACACAGCCAUGGCCAGCACCCUCAUCAACUUCUACACUGACCUGCGCAGGGCUCUGAAGAAGGCCUAACCAGUACUGGCCCGGUUGCCAGAUUGGUUUAUGCUUUAGCCAACUCUGUCGUAUUUGUUGUUAUACUGAAUGUAUGGGAUGGCAAGGGAAGUAAGAGGGGUUGGCUAAAACACGUUCAAAUCUGGCGACUAGGCUAAACCAGUACAUCCUAAUAGCUCUCCUUUUCAAUACACCAGUCGAUUGAUCAGUCAGUCUACACUCCACCCUCAUAGAGGGCUAUAGAGAUCCAACUCCAAUUCACACCAACUCAGGGCAGGAUCCAGUUUAGGUUGAAACAGGGUAGGAGUUAAAGGACGUGGUCUGACCUGGUCUGCUGCUCACUGGACUUUGGAGUUGUGACUUGUUAUUUGUCUGCUCUUUAAAUCAUUAUAUAAUACUGAAAAUUGCUACGAGAUUAAGGUAGUACACAAACACUGAAGCACUUGAUCAAAGUCGAUGUUUGCCUUUUUUGUUGAUCUUUUUUGCUGAUUUCGGACAAACAUCGAACGUACCCAACAAAUUAAAUCGUUGGGGGUAGAUAGAUAAAAAAUAUAGGUAGACAGACAGCCAAUACAAUCAAUGCAAUGUUGCUUUCAGUUGGAAGUUACAAGUGAAAGUGUUUGCAGGACUAUACAUUGGAAUUUGACUGGUGUGUCACGCCCUGAUCUGUUUUACAUGUCCUUGUGCUUGUCUCCACCCCCCUCCAGGUGUCACCCAUCUUCCCUA
Molecule: messenger RNA, 1457 nt
Organism: Salvelinus sp. IW2-2015
Lineage: Eukaryota; Metazoa; Chordata; Actinopteri; Salmoniformes; Salmonidae
Gene: stard4
Product: StAR related lipid transfer domain containing 4
Biological process (GO): cholesterol transport involved in cholesterol storage; intracellular cholesterol transport; cholesterol import
Cellular component (GO): cytosol; endoplasmic reticulum
Molecular function (GO): cholesterol binding; cholesterol transfer activity
Source: RefSeq, a predicted model, not a curated record